Molecule: messenger RNA, 2098 nt
Organism: Crotalus tigris (Tiger rattlesnake)
Lineage: Eukaryota; Metazoa; Chordata; Lepidosauria; Squamata; Viperidae
Product: cholesterol side-chain cleavage enzyme, mitochondrial
Exons: 10
Coding region: 89-1660 (523 amino acids)
Biological process (GO): C21-steroid hormone biosynthetic process; cholesterol metabolic process; cortisol metabolic process
Cellular component (GO): mitochondrial inner membrane
Molecular function (GO): oxidoreductase activity, acting on paired donors, with incorporation or reduction of molecular oxygen; heme binding; monooxygenase activity
Source: RefSeq, a predicted model, not a curated record
CGAAGGACGCAACAACCUCCAAGGGCCGAUUACUGACUCCCCUCCCUCUAUUUUUCCCAUUUCCCCUCCCUCCUCCUUUGGUGUGGCAAUGCUGCUCAGGGCCCAUCCUUUAAUUCCUGCUUUGGGCAUCUCCAAUCCUUUACGGGCCCUUUUCUGCCCUGAAGAUGCAUCCAGCCCUGGCAUUCUCCAACUCCACACAGCUUCCAGAGAGAUGCCUUCAGCUCCAGCCCAGGAAAACGCACCGAAGCCAUUCAGCGAUUUGCCAGGAAAUUGGAAAACCAGAUGGUUUAAUCUCUAUCAGUUCUGGAAGGACGACGGUUUCCACAAUCUUCACAACAUCAUGGUGGACAAGUUUAAGACGUUUGGUCCUAUUUAUAGGGAGAAAGUGGGCAGCUAUGAGAGCAUCAACAUCAUUGAUCCCAAGGACGCCGCUAUCCUCUUCAAAUCCGAAGGGCUGUACCCGGAGAGAUUUACUGUGCCCCCUUGGAUCGCCUAUCGGGACUUCCGUAACAAGCCUUACGGGGUUCUCCUCAAAAAAGGAGACAGCUGGCGCCAGGACCGCCUAGUCCUGAACAAGGAAGCCAUGUCCCUCAAAGUCACGGAUAACUUCAUACCUCUCCUGAACGAAGUAGGGGAGGAUUUUGUCAAGCGGAUGGAGAUAAAGGUUGGAAGCAGUCCGCAAGAUAAAUGGACAACUGACCUCACCCACGAGCUUUUCCGGUUUGCCUUGGAAUCUGUAUGCCAUGUCCUUUACGGCAUCCGGUUGGGGCUUCUUCAGGAUUUCAUUGACCCCGAGGCACAGAAAUUCAUUGAUGCCAUCACCCUGAUGUUUAAUUCCACUGCACCCAUGUUGUACAUACCGCCAGAAUUUCUACGCAGGAUCAAUUCCAAGUUUUGGCAGGAUCACGUCUACGCUUGGGAUGUCAUCUUCACGCAUGCUGACAAAUGUAUACAGAACAUCUACCAAAACCUCUGUUUCAACCAGAAGGGUGCCAAAGAGUACCGAGGCAUUCUCUGUAGUCUUUUGAUGCAGAACAAGAUGCCAAUAGAAGACAUCAAAGCCAGCAUAACUGAGAUGAUGGCAGGAGGGGUGGACACGACUUCCAUCACCCUCCAGUGGGCUCUGUAUGAACUCGCUCGGGCACCACACCUUCAGGAGCAACUGAGAUCCGAAAUCUCCGCAGCCAGAGCAACUUCCCGGGGAGAUGUUGUGAAGAUGAUGAAGUUGAUCCCGUUGAUCAAAGCAGUCAUCAAAGAAACACUCAGGCUCCAUCCAGUUGCAGUGACGUUACAGAGAUACACCACACAAGAGAUUGUCCUUCAAAAUUACUGUAUCCCUGCCAAUACAUUAGUCCAGGUGGGACUUUAUGCCAUGUUUAGGGAUUCCAGAUUUUUCUCCAAACCUCUGCAGUUCAACCCAGAAAGGUGGAUUAAGACUGACGACUCCAAAUAUUUCAGAGGAUUAAGUUUCGGCUUUGGGCCACGUCAGUGUCUUGGCCGCAGAAUUGCCGAGAUAGAGAUGCAGCUGUUUUUGAUCCAUAUGCUGGAAAAAUUCAAGAUCGAAAUAAAGAGAGGCGUGGAGGUUGGUACCACUUUUGGCCUUAUCCUGAUUCCAGACAAACCAAUCCAUCUGACGCUACGGCCUCAUCAUUCCCAUUAAUGAACUGGGUGAAAUUCUCCACAAACGCUUUCUUUCAAAACACUUGGAGAAGGGAUGGCGCUGCCAGCUCUUAGGAUCACGGUCCAAUGAUGUUCCCAAUGUCCGAUGUUUACUAAACAUAGAAAUCAAACCACAGUUGGGGCGCAGCAGGAUGUUCUGGCUUUCGGUCUUGUUUUUUUAUCUCAUAUAACACAAUUUAGAUAAGACAAAAAGAAGGCUCUCCUGCUCAGAUCUUCCUGUACACCAGAGCACUCUACUAGGCUUAAUAUUAUUAGGUUUAAGAAGAUUCCUUCUCAUCCGAUGGGAGUAACUUCUAGCUCAGUGGUUCUCAACCUUUUUAAUGCCGCGACCCCCAACCGGUCGUAAGUCGAGGACUACUCAACCGGUCGUAAGUCGAGGACUACUCAACUGGUGCAGCACCGUUUGCAGAAUGGGACU